Molecule: messenger RNA, 1410 nt
Organism: Recurvomyces mirabilis
Lineage: Eukaryota; Fungi; Ascomycota; Dothideomycetes; Mycosphaerellales; Teratosphaeriaceae
Exons: 1
Coding region: 1-1410 (469 amino acids)
Molecular function (GO): catalytic activity
Source: RefSeq, a predicted model, not a curated record
AUGGGGCCUCGGAAACUGGUCGACGAUGUAGUCGAACAACUCUCAUUGCCACAGGUUGUUGAAACCUCACGGCAUGAUCAACCUGGCUACUGGCGCGAUGACCCAAUGACACUUCUCGCGAAAGCCAACUUCCAAGGCGUGGCAUUUGGAACUGGCCUUCAGGUCUACGCCAAUAUGAUCCUGCCAGCUAUUGAACAAGCACAACAUGAAGUAAUACUAGUGACUUGCUUCUGGGCACGUUCAUCGACGUUAGACGACCUCAACACCACACUCCAGACGCUCUCUGCAAGAGCAGUUCAAGAUGGAAGGCAGAUCAGAGUACGGAUCUGCUUCUCUUCCUCAUCAUUAUGGCAGAAACUGCUACAAACCUCUUCAGUAGACGGUCGACACUGGAGUUCUACCCGAUGGCGGCAAGAUCUGGGUCUACCUUCGGAGGCGGAAGUGCCUGGACUAGAUUUGAGAGUCAAGAGCAUCUUUCAGCUGCCAUUCAGUGUCAUGCAUCCGAAGUUUGUGAUCAUCGAUCGCCAGACCAUACUUCUUCCUAGCUGCAAUGUGAGCUGGGAGGUGUGGUUCGAAGGCUGUCUAAGCAUGGAUGGGCCGGUUGUUCGGCAGUUCGUCCGUUUCUGGUUGGAGUUCUGGGCAGACUCGGACGAUCGUGUUGAUGUGACCGAUGGGGACACUCAGGUAUCGCAGCAAUGCAAGCUGGUUUCGAGUGCCAGCAAAGGGUUGCUAUCAAGUGCAGAGCUCAACGCUGCAUCUGUGGACACGUUGUUCCUCCCCUCGCCACACCACCGCUUCAGCGUGCCAUGGCUGACUUCGGAUCGCCCGCCACCGACACCACUGAACAUCUACCUGCUCACGUUGAUCUCUCGAGCCGAGCGAGAAGUACAUGUCCAGACACCUAACUUAACUUUUGGUCCUUGCAUCGAAGCCCUUCUAGCUGCGUGCAAACGCGGCGUACAGGUGACAGUCUUCACAAGCCGAAGGUUGAUGGUACUCGAACAGAUUGUGACAGCUGGGACGACUACAGCGCGGUGUGUGCAGAAUCUGGUCAAGCAGCAUAAGAGGCUGCUAUCGACUGCUAAGGACGUGAGCCAUGAGGAUCUUGAAGCGGGAUUGAUGCGGACUGGACCUGGACGACUUGUCGUCAAGUACUACGAGCCGCGUGGCGACGGCGGUUUGAACGAGCCGCAGCAGUCUCACGUGAAGCUGACUAUAGUGGACGGGAGCAUUGCUGUCUUUGGAAGUGGUAAUAUGGAUCGAGCGAGCUGGCACACGAGUCAAGAGCUUGGGUUGGCUUUGACUUCGAAAGAUGUGGUUGGAACGGUGACUCGCUGCUUGAAUGAAGCUAUGGACGGCCGGACGAUCGUCCACUACGAUAGCACUGCUGUUGUUGAUACAUGGUCAUAA